Cylindrotheca closterium is the source of this 924-nucleotide messenger RNA. Lineage: Eukaryota; Bacillariophyta; Bacillariophyceae; Bacillariales; Bacillariaceae. The record is from the annotation of a GenBank genome assembly.
AUGUACUCGAUCCCGGAGCUUAUUGGUGGCGCCAGUGCGGAAUCCUAUUGUCGAGUUGCUUACUAUGUCUACUUCAACAUUCUCAUUUCGAUCCCAGAAGUGCAGAUGAAAGGACUCGUAUACGUUUUAUACGACAUUUCAAAGAAAGAAAAGCAGCCUACGAUGCCACACAUCAACUUGACAAUGGCAAGCAUCGACAUGAUACUAAGCCUUCCUAUCCGGUUCUCAGCGACGCACUAUUGCCUAAAGGCACGCCAAGAAAAGCUUGGCCCAUUCAAUUCAGUACUCAAAAUCGUAUUCAAAGUGGUUGGGGAUUAUUCUUACUGUAAGGUGAGGAGUCGUCUGCAUUAUGGCAGUGACACCGAGUUGCAGUACCAACUUCGGAGCCACGGCAUCAACGUCGACUCUAUCCCCAUCGAUGCGGAGGGCACUCUUCGUGAGGAUAUUCGAAAUGAUUGGUUCUACGAGCACCUUGCUGGGAUGGGACGGAGUAGCAUCGUUCCUGAUGCGUCUGCUCAUUCAUUGGUAUCAGCAGGAGGAUCCAAAGGGGCCAUUGCAGUCAAUCAUGACCCAGAAGCGUUGGUAGGCAAUGCUGUUGCUCAUGGAGCAUCAGGUAAUAAUGUUGAGAAGUAUUCGCCCAUAAUACCUACCGACGGCGACAUCUUGCUCGGACGAGGCCGCUUGGUCCAAUACAAUCCAGGCAAUAUCCACUUUCGAGGGCUGGUUUCCAAAUACAGGGAUGCCUAUGACACUGCUCCUGGAAGCAGGAGAAAAGAGAUCGUUUCUGAGGUCAGUCGUAUCAUUAGUUCCGAGGGGAGGCGAUUUCUGAAGCAAAUAGACAGUGGUGUGUGGGUGAAGAGCAAUGAUAAAGAGACCAACACAAAGAUUGCGCAGUUGUUCCGAGAGUUUCGUAAACGGAAGUAA